GCGACUGGCGAAAGAUGCGGUAUUACUGCUAAAGAUCCCAUUUGUCCUUUCCCCCAGUAGCCUACCUGGAUUAAUAUAUGCUUCAGCUGUUUCGUUACAUGUGGACAGAAGUUCGAAAGCAAUGCUCGUUGGUAUUUUUCCACCUCUUUCCCUGCUUUAUUACCCAUGCCUGGAUAGCUCCUUCGUGACACCCUGAUUAAACGUUUAACUGAAACGCAACAGGAGGAAUUUUGCAGCAGCGCGAGAGGACGUCCGCGUUUAAUCGUCGCCGAGUUUCGUCUGUGCCAGCGGAAUGAGCGUGAGCGUCGCCGAGAAGUGCUACCCGGUGGACCUGGGCGGCAACUUUACGGAGGAUGCUCCGAGACCCCCCGUUCCCGGGGAGGAGGGGGAGCUGGUGUCCGGCGAUGCGAGGCAGUAUGGCUACAGCUUCUGCGCCGCCAAGAGCGAGGCCUCGACUGCCACGCCGCGGCGGCCUGACCUGGACCUGGGCUAUGAGCCCGAGGGCAGCGCCUCCCCCACCCCACCCUAUGUCAAGUGGGCCGAAUCCCUGCACUCGCUGCUGGACGACCAGGAUGGCAUCCACCUUUUCAGGACGUUCCUCAAGCAGGAGAACUGCGCUGACCUCCUGGACUUCUGGUUCGCCUGCAGCGGCUUCCGGAAGCUGGAGGCCGGAGAGUGUGGCGAGGAGAAGAAGCUGAAGCUGGCCAAGGCCAUCUACAGGAAGUACAUCCUGGACAACAAUGGCAUCGUGUCGAGGCAGAUCAAGCCUGCUACCAAGAGCUUCAUCAAAGAGUGCGUGAUGAAGCUGUACAUCGACCCCGCCAUGUUCGACCAGGCGCAGACCGAGAUUCAGACCAUGAUGGAAGAGAACACGUACCCCGUCUUCCUGAAGUCCGACAUCUAUCUGGAAUACACCCGGACCGGUGGCGAGAGUCCCAAGUUAUACGGCGAUCAGUCGUCCUCUUUGGGGAAUGGCAAGGUUCCGCCCGGAUACUUACCGACCUUGAACGAAGACGAAGAAUGGAGGUAUGGCCGCGAGCAGGAGGAGCAGCGCGAGUGCCAGUCGGCGCCCUCGAACCGGCUGACCGAGAAGCUGCUGAUGGAGACGGCUCCUCAAAGAGCUGUUGGUGGCAGGAGAUACCAGGGCAACCAGGAGUACAGGCAUGCCACGUGGAGGGAGCCCAUCAACCCGUACUACAUCAACACUGGCUACGCCCGGGCCCCCGCCACCAGCGCCAACGACAGCGAGCAGCAGAGCAUGUCCAGCGACGCCGACACCAUCUCGCUGACCGACAGCAGCGUGGAUGGGAUCUCACCCUACAGGUACCGCAAGCCGAAUCGACGGGAGAUGCAGGAGAGCGCCAAAACCAACGGCCGUGUUCCCCUACCUCACAUCCCUCGCACACAGCGCAUGCCGAAGGACGUCCACGUCGACCCGGAUAAAUUCGCGGCGGAGCUGAUCAGCCGGCUGGAGUGUGUGCUGAGGGAGAGGGAGGCGCAGGAGAAGCUGGAGGAGCGUCUCCGGAGGGUGCGGCAGGAGGAGGAAGGUGAUGAGGCGGACAUCUCCACAGCGCCUUCUCUGGUCAGCCACAAGAUAGCAGCAGGUUCCCAGCACUACGGCACCCGGUACUGCGAGACCACGUACAACGUGGUCCAGCUACGAGAUGCCCAUGAGGAGGAUCCCGAGUCCAUCCUGGACGAGCACGUGCAGCGCGUCAUGAAGACGCCAAGCUGCCAGUCGCCGGGCAAUGGGCACUACUCGCCCAAGACGCGCUCGCCGGAUGGGCUACCGGGGCCCGGGAAGCACCCUGCCAAGGGCGUGCCGAAGUCGGAGCCCGUGGGGGUUUACCACCACAAGCACGCAUAUCACGGCCACCACGGGGGUGGCGUUAAGCCCAAAGAGCACGCCGACCCUGAGACCCCGCAGAGGAGCACUCUCGCCUGGACCCCGGAACCACAUCACUACGCGGGCAGGGCGCGUUUCCCCGACAGCUCGGGGCCGGCCCCGGGGCCCUUGGAUCCUCUGGGACACAGUGGCAAGGGUGGUGUGCCGACGAAGAGGGCGUCAAAGAAGGCAGAACCAGGGGUGGGCUUGGAGGCCCUGAUCACCACAGACGACCUGGAGAGGAACCAGAAGAUCAUCCAGUGGAUGAUGGAGGGGGAGAAAGAGGCAGGCCGCCAGAAGAGGUCCCCCUAUGGGAGUAUUGCUGGGGCCAAGAAAAGUCAGGGCCACGAUGCGUCGCGGGUGGGAUCAGUGGAGCGUCCUGGAGCCGUCUACCCCUGGGUCAGCACCCAGCUCUGGAACGGCGCCCAGCCAUCGCACCCCUUCAUCCAGGACCCAACCAUGCCCCCCAACCCGGCCCCCAACCCCCUCACCCAGUUGGAGGAGGCUCGCCGGCGGCUUGAGGAGGAGAGGAAGAAGUUGGGUGCCGUGCAGAUGAAGCCGAGGCACAAGGCGGCGAAGAAGCCAGCGUGCGAGAACAUCACAGUGGCUUAUUACUUCUGCGGGGAGCCCAUCCCGUACAGGACGUCGGUCAAGGGCCGGGUCGUCACCCUCGGCCAGUUCAAGGAGCUGCUCACUAAGAAGGGGCUGUACAGAUAUUAUUUUAAGAAAGUGAGCGACGAGUUUGACUGCGGCGUCGUAUUCGAGGAGGUACGCGAUGACGACGCCGUCCUGCCCAUCUUCGAGGAGAAGAUCAUUGGGAAGGUAGAGAAGAUCGACUGAGCUGCAACGAUAAGAGGCUUCAGUCGCUCAUGGAGGUGGGGAGUCGGAAAUGGUUUAGAGGGACGCAGAGAGGCGGGCAUGUGGAGGGAGAGCAGGGACGUCACUGACUCAAACUGCCGACGCGUCUCCCACAUGGAGCCGAGGAGGAAGACGUGGCUUUUGCAACACCCAGAAAACAUGAUCUCCCCGGCCCCCUUCCUGGUGUCCCUCCUGGCCAAUCAGUGCAAAGAACACAAAUGGUGAUUUGACACUGUACAGUGGUGCAGGGUGGAAGUUAAAAUAGGAUGCCGGAAACUUCCACUGGCAUUUGUCAGACUAACUGUAAUGUAGCAUUGUAAAGGUGUAUUAGACAAAAUGUACUAUGAAUCUGUACAAAAGCUGCAUAUUUUUGAUAUUGUGUCAUAGAAGGGAAAUAGCCUUUUUAAUGUAAUUAUUAUGAUGUAAUUUUGAUAUGCACAGGUACUAAAUUUACCAGAUAUGUAUAGUCAGUCUAAAACAAAAGUUAUUCUGUAUUUAUAAAAUUAUUUUAUAAGAAAAAAAAUUGCUUUAAACUCCAGGCAUUUAACGGACGAGAUACUGUUCCUUUCCCUGAUAACUGUUGUUGGCUGGGCCGCUUUUCUCGGGCAUUCAGACCCCUCGUGAUGUACCUGUUUGUUUUUUCCCAUCGUCAUUGUGCUUAACAUGAGGAAUCGAGUCGGAGCCGCCGGCUGCUCACUGCGGAUGACGGUGACACGCUUUUCCUGGAGUGGACUUCAGUCGUGAAGAUGGUUCCGACUGUCAGAUCGAGUGAAGCCAGACUAUAUGUCGCAGCUCACCGGAGGCAGCGGCUGGCAGACGCGCUACCUCGGGAUCGCGGUUAUAUCUGUUUACACGGCAGUCUUCUCGGUGCGCGUCUCAAACGUACGGAAAGCGUCA
This is a messenger RNA of Brienomyrus brachyistius, 3640 nucleotides long. RefSeq names its product axin-1-like. The coding region runs from base 293 to 2725 and encodes 810 amino acids. Lineage: Eukaryota; Metazoa; Chordata; Actinopteri; Osteoglossiformes; Mormyridae. The transcript has 10 exons. Gene Ontology annotation, biological process: negative regulation of canonical Wnt signaling pathway. The record is from RefSeq and is a predicted model, not a curated record.